Chanos chanos (milkfish) is the source of this 2781-nucleotide messenger RNA. RefSeq names its product unc-45 myosin chaperone B (gene unc45b). Gene Ontology annotation, cellular component: cytoplasm. Lineage: Eukaryota; Metazoa; Chordata; Actinopteri; Gonorynchiformes; Chanidae. The record is from RefSeq and is a predicted model, not a curated record. The transcript has 19 exons. Gene Ontology annotation, molecular function: Hsp90 protein binding. Bases 1 to 2781 code for a protein of 926 amino acids.
AUGGGAGACCCAGUCCAGUUAAAGGAGGAGGGCAACAAGUACUUCCAAGCUGGCGACAUUGAUAAGGCCAUUGAAUGUUACACAAAAGCCAUCAAAGUUUGCAAGGACAAGAAAGUGUUGGCUGUCAUCUUCAGAAACAGAUCGGCCUGUUACCUGAAAAAAGAAAACUACAGCAAUGCCGCCUCUGAUGCCUCCAGAGCCAUUGAUGUGGAUGGCUCAGACAUCAAAGCCUUAUACAGACGAUGUCAGGCACUUGAGAAAUUAGGCAAACUGGACAUGGCCUUCAAAGAUGUGCAGAGAUGUGCCACUCUGGAGCCCAAGAAUAAGACUUUCCUUGAAACCCUGAGAAGACUUGGUGCUGAUAUCCAAAAGAAGCUGAAAACAACCUUCUCUACAGAUUCCAGAGUCCAAAACAUGUUUGAUAUUCUGCUUGAUGAUGAAAUGGACAAGGACAAGAAAGAAAAGGCUGCAAACAACCUAAUCGUACUGGCCAGAGAAGAUGCGGGUGCAGAGAGAAUCUUCGAGAACAAUGGUGUGCAACUGCUCAUGAAACUGAUUGACACAGGAAAACCCGAGAUGAUCUUAGCUGCCAUCCGGACCCUGGCAGGAAUGUGCACUGGCCACAAAGCACGGGCCACAGCUAUUAUCCAUCUUGUGGGCAUCAACAAGCUGUGCAGCAUAAUGGCAGUGGAUAAUGAAGAGAUUGCCCUGGCAACCUGCAAUUUGUUCCAGUGUGUGUACGACUCCCUCACUGGCAGUGACCAGAGAAUUUAUGGGAAGGAAGAAUCGCUUGUAUUGGAUACGAGCAAUGACUUGAAGACCAUCCUACUUGCAAUCCUGGAUAUGGUGGCCAGCAAGAACGUGUCAGGACAUGGUCGGGACCAGGCUCUGAACCUCCUGACCAAGAACGUGCCACGAAAGGACAAGAAAGAUCCUGACCACUCCAAGGCCCUCUUCACAAUUGACCACGGUCUGAGGAAGAUUCUGAAGGUUUGCGGACAGGUGCCUGAGCUACCAGAUCAGUUACCCAUGACUGAAAACACCCAGCUUAUCGCUAGUGUGCUCCUAAGUAAAAUUUACGAUGACCUACGCUGUGACCCGGAAAGAGACAACUUCAGAGACAUCUGUGAUGAAUAUAUCAAGAGCAAGUUUGACCCCAAUAACAAUGACAAGAACAUCCAUGCCAUCAACGUGGUGUCCGGCCUUCUCCAAGGACCCUUUGACGUCGGUAACAUCUUGGUGGGUCGUCAAGGUGUUAUGGAGAUCAUGGUGGCGUUGUGUGGCUCGGAGCGUGAGGUGGACCAGAUGGUGGCUGUCGAAGCUCUCAUUCAUUCGUCCACUAAGACGAGCAGAGCUUCCUUCUUCAUCACCAACGGUGUGUCUCUGCUCAAAGACCUCUACAAAAAGACCAAGAACGAGAAGAUCAAGAUCCGAGCUCUUGUGGGGUUGUGUAAGCUGGGCUCAGCUGGAGGAGAUGACUACAGCAUGAGGCAAUUUGCUGAAGGUUCCACUGAGAAACUUGCCAAGCAGUGCAGAAAGUGGCUGUGCAACCCCACCCUGGAUGUUCGUACCAGGAAGUGGGCUAUUGAGGGUCUGGCCUACCUGACCAACGAUGCUGAUGUCAAAGAUGACUUUGUUGAGGAUGAGCCUGCCAUGAGAGCCAUGUUUGAACUUGCCAAGUCAAAAGAUAAGACCAUCUUGUAUGCAGUUGCCUGCACACUGGUCAACUGCACCAACAGCUAUGACAAAAAGGAAAUUAUUCCUGAGCUUGUGCAGCUGGCCAAAUUCUCCAAACAGCAUGUCCCAGAGCAACAUCCUAAGGAUAAGAAAGACUUUAUUGUCAGUAGAAUUAAAAAACUGUUGAAGGCUGGUGUUACCUCAGCCCUUGCUGUGAUGGUCAAAGCAGACAGCACCAUUCUAACUGACCAGACCAAAGAGAUGCUUGCAAGAGUGUUUCUUGCUUUGGCAGAAGAUUCCAGAGAUCGUGGUACUAUUGUUGCUCAUGGAGGUGGUAAGGCUUUGAUUCCAUUGGCUCUGGAGGGUACUGAAGCAGGAAAAGUCAAAGCUGCCCAUGCAUUGGCUAAGAUUGCAGCUAUUUCCAACCCAGAGAUUGCCUUUCCUGGGGAGAGGAUAUAUGAAGUUGUUCGCCCACUGGUUCUCCUGCUUCACCCGGAGAGAGACGGCAUGCAGAACUACGAAGCCCUCAUGGGUCUCACGAAUUUGGCUGCCUUGAACGACAAGCUACGGGUCAAAAUACUGAAAGAGAAGGCUCUCCCAGAGAUCGAGAACUACAUGUUUGAGGACCAUGACCAAAUCAGACAAGCUGCCACUGAAUGUAUGUGCAAUCUGGUGUGCUGCAAAGAGGUACAAGACAGGUAUCUGGAAGAUGGCAAUGACAAGCUGAAGCUACUUGUUCUGCUUUGCGGUGAGGAUGAUGAGAAACUCCAGAGAGCAGCGGCCGGAGCAUUGGCCAUGCUCACCGCGGCACAGAAGAAACUUUGCAUCAAGCUUACUAAAGUGACAGGGCAGUGGCUUGAGAUUAUGCAGAGACUGUGUCUCCAUGACAACCCCCAAAUUCAACACAGAGGCAUUGUGGCCGUCUACAACAUGUUGGAUGCAGACGAGGAGCUGGCCAAGAAGCUGAUUGAGAGCGAGUUGCUAGAGAUCCUCUCAGUUGUAGCAAAACAGGAAGACAACCCCAAGAGGCAGCCAGCUAUCGAUGCAGCCCGCACCUGCCUGUCCAAAGCAAUGGAUCUCGGACUUAUCAAGCCCUUCGCGUAA